Messenger RNA from Arachis stenosperma, 1188 nucleotides. RefSeq lists its product as uncharacterized. The coding region runs from base 1 to 1188 and encodes 395 amino acids. Lineage: Eukaryota; Viridiplantae; Streptophyta; Magnoliopsida; Fabales; Fabaceae. The record is from RefSeq and is a predicted model, not a curated record. The transcript has 9 exons.
AUGGCUGUGGUUGAAGGGAGGGAGAUGCCAAGGAAGUUUUCAGACGAACAAUAUCAGUAUUCACCUUCCAUCUUCCUUCAAAAAAAACCCUUAAAGCAACCCCAACAUAACACAGAAGUUGCUGCUGAAGGCAUCGACUCCAACAGCUUCGUCUCGGAGAAUAUGUCAAACAAGACGACGACUUCGAAGGACAAGGGUAAGAGAGUCCAAGAGAUUGAUAACGGUACGACACAGAGCUACAAGAUGAGGUUUCUGAAGCCAGUAAUAAGGCCUUCAAUGUUCAAACUGUCAUUACCUAUAACUCCCGAUGAGCUACCAAACCGUACCCCCUACCUGGACCUGGUUGUGCCUGACGGAAGGAAUAACCCCUGUCGGUGCUUCUGGACGCAACUCCAAAGUGGCAAAAUUGCAUUGACUCGAGGCUGGGAGGAGUUCUAUCAGAUGUACAAAAUCAAUCUGGACUCCAUGCUAUAUUUCACACACAAAGGAAACUCCACUUUCCAAGUCAGGAUUUUUGAUUUUGGUGGCAUUGAGAACUCCUACCAACUCCGUGAUCCUGAAGAACCACCAUAUGUAAGGACUGGUAAUUACGAAAUUGUAAAGUGUAUCAACAUCCCUCCUUCAGCCAGUGCUAGAGCGGUUGCCGCAAAGGUCAAAAGCAAGUGGCCUUUCUUUGUGAUGGACCUAACUGCUCGCAUGAUGUCGUCGCGAUUAUUGCCGAACGUCCCUCAUCUCAGUCACUUCACUGGUCAGAGGCACCCUAUCAUCCUCACACAUGGCCACAUACAGGUCGAAGCUACAUAUACAAGGUACAGUGGAAAAAGGGAUGGUAGCUUCGGCGUUAUUUCUGGAGGAUGGGAGAACUUUGCUUCAUUGUACAACUUCAAGCCAGGUGGUGUGGGGAUCUUCGAGAUUAAAGGAUACACAUUGAAUGGGAUGUUGACAAGUGGCGAUGAUGGUGGAUGCAGUUUGUGUUCGGGAAGCAGUGUUCAUUCCAAUUGUUGCUGGGUGGACUUUUGUGAUCCAAGAUGCACGUUGGUCGAUGAAAUUGACAGCCAUGUGGUUGCCGUCGCCGUUCAGAUGCUGGAAACUGCAGUCACAGGUGGAACACUGGGAAAGGAAAUUGAUGAAGAACCGAGAACCCAAAGGCUAAAGGGUCAUAAUAGUCAACAAUGUUACGAAUGCUAG